Molecule: messenger RNA, 441 nt
Organism: Sitodiplosis mosellana (orange wheat blossom midge)
Lineage: Eukaryota; Metazoa; Arthropoda; Insecta; Diptera; Cecidomyiidae
Product: larval cuticle protein 65Ag1-like
Exons: 2
Coding region: 44-394 (116 amino acids)
Cellular component (GO): chitin-based extracellular matrix
Molecular function (GO): structural constituent of chitin-based larval cuticle
Source: RefSeq, a predicted model, not a curated record
UUCAACAAGCAACAAGUGAAACCUCAAAAAAAAAAAAAUUAAAAUGAAAUUCGUUAUCGUAUUCGCUGCCCUUUUCGCCGUCGCUUUCGCUGCUCCACAAAGCAACCCAGCUGACGCUCAAGCCACCAUUGUGAACCAACAAGCCGACAUCGACCCACAAGGAAACUACCAAUAUGCAUCAAAGACCUCAAACGGUAUUGAAGCCCAAGAACAAGGACAAUUGAAACCAAACCCAGCUCCAAAAUCAGCUGAAGAUCCAGCUGCCUUCAUCGCUGUCCAAGGUCAAUUCUCAUACACCGGCCCAGACGGUCAACAAUACACCGUCCGUUAUGUUGCUGAUGAAAACGGUUUCCAACCAGAAGCCGCUCAUUUGCCAGUUGCCCCAGUUGCUUAAGCAUGUCUACGAUCAGGGAUCAAAAAAAAUUCGGACAAGCCAUACAA